This is a messenger RNA of Gadus morhua (Atlantic cod), 3707 nucleotides long. Its product is annotated as zinc finger BED domain-containing protein 1-like. Gene Ontology annotation, molecular function: DNA binding; protein dimerization activity. Bases 1535 to 3577 code for a protein of 680 amino acids. The transcript has 2 exons. NCBI's taxonomy places the organism in Eukaryota, Metazoa, Chordata, Actinopteri, Gadiformes, Gadidae. The record is from RefSeq and is a predicted model, not a curated record.
UUUCAACCCUUUUACAGGGGUGCUACAUUUUGGGGGCUCGUCCGGGAUGUGUGCAGCGUGGGUCCACUUCCAGCUACAGAAGUCCCCUGCCGUCACACGUCUCUUUUAACCAACCCAGUCAUCCUGAGCACCGUGGUGAACUGCUACAGUGGUAACCCGAUCAUCAGUGGGCAGUCAAUCUGAGGUAUUGCUACAUACCAGGAGAGCUGCUGCUAUGUUCAACGGGUGAAGAGGUAUCACUCCACAUCGUUCACAACCACCUGGCACAGAGAUGGCGUCAUCGGAAAUGGAACAACUACAGGUAGAAAUAUUCAGAGAGCUAUGUGAGCUACCCCGAGAUGCUCUGGCAGAGCUAUGUGACUUUUUAUGUAUAGCAGGAGGAGCACUUGAGCAUGUGACUGGUAAAAGUCGAAGAGCUCUCAUUAAGUUAGUUUCAGAUCACAUGCAGAGAGAGGAGCUUGAAAAGCAAGAGUAUACCGGAAUGACUGACUUACUCCUCUGCAAAGACAAAAUGACUGAGCUCCUGGCAGCUGCCAACCUAACACAGCAACAGACACAGGAAGCGGAUUUACAAGAGGAACAGUGGAAAAAGGAGCGAGAAGAGGAAAGGAUACGGAAAGAGAUUGAGGCCUUGCAGUUACAGUUGGCUGCUACACAGAAACAGAGUGAGAAAGAAAAGUCAGACACCAGAGAAAUACAAACCCCAGCCCCUAACAGCAUGUUAACUCAGAGCACACCCCACAGUUAUCCCCCUACCCCCCCCUACCCCUACCCCAUAAAAUAUCUGGCCAGAUUGAAGAGCCUGGGCAGAAAGACCGUCUGACCUUUUCAAGUCUGGCACGCCAAAUUGACGAUGGUCGAAGUAAAGGGGUACCAGAACUCGAGAUAGUAGAUGCAGUAAUAAGGUCAAUCAUUCCUGGCAUGGGGCUUCGUAGUUAUUUAGAGGGGAAAGCUAACCUGACCCUCCCCACCCUAAGAAGAAUACUCUGUUCCCACUAUCAAGAGAAAAGUGCUACUGAGCUCUAUAAGCAGCUGACCUCUGAAGUGCAGGGCAUCAACGAAACGCCACAGAACUUCCUCAUUCGUACCUUUGACCUGAGACAGAAGAUCUUGUUUGCCUCACUGGAAGAUAAGUCAGGCCUCAAAUAUGACCCAGGUCUAGUACAAAACAUGUUCCUUCACACUGUGUUAACCGGUCUGCAAAAUGACAAUAUAAAACGUGAUCUCCAGCCAGACUGACAUCUCUGAUGAACUGUUACUGGAGAGGAUGAACACAGCGUGUGCCUAUGAGACAGAGAGGCAGAAUGAAAUUAUUGGGACAGUCACGGCCUGCUACUAUCCAUUAGGGAUGGGACGAAAUAUCGUUUGGCGAAAUAUCGCGAUACAAAACGUGACGAUACGCAUCGAGUUUGAAAAAAAUGGAUCGCGAAAUGAUGGCACUGCCACGUGAUUUGUAUAGUAUAUAAAUAUUUAGUUUGUGCGUUUGUGGGGCAGGCAUGCAGUACCAUCGGUUGGUCAAGCAGGGGAAAACUAAAUGGAAAAAAAAAUUCGGGAACGGUGCAGUGCGUCACGUCACAGUCAGGUCACAGCGCAUGCGUUAGCAGCAACUACCUUGCCCUCAAACCGCCGGACAAUGGAGUCGAAUGAGGUCGAAAUUGAGGACGCUCCGCCUGGAUACAGGUCAUUUGUCUGGCAGUAUUUCGGCUUUCUCAUUAAAAAAGACAAAGACGGCAAUAGAGUAACUGACAAGACUAAGACUGUGUGUAAGCUAUGCAAUGCCGUCACUCCGUACACCACCUCCAACACGACAAACAUGGGCCACCACCUUCAACGUCACCAUAAAGAUGUGAAGAAGGCCCCAGAGAAAACAAACCUACCGAAGGGACAACUGACCAUGAAACAAGCACUGACACCAACUCUACCCCUGUCAAGUCCGCGUGCAAAACAGAUAACCAGGCUCAUUGGCGAGUUCAUAGCGGACUAUAUGGCUCCAUUUAACAUUGUAGAGAACAGAAAAUUCAUCCAAAUGUUCAAGAUGCUGGAGCCCAAGUUUAAGGUGCCAUGCCGAGGACAUUUUUCAGAGAAGGUUAUUCCGGAAAUUUACAAUGAAACCAAACAAAGCGUGAAAGAGUGUCUCAAAAAUGCCGACUGCAUCGCCCUGACCACCGACGGCUGGACGUCGCGUGCAACACAGAGUUAUAUCACCAUCACGGCACAAGUCAUCGACGAGAAAUGGGAGAGUAAAAGCUUUGUGUUGCAAACUCGUGAGUUAAGUGAAAGUCAUACUGGUGUUAACAUAGCUCACGUGUUGAGAAAUGCACUGAGAGAGUGGGAGCUAACGAGGCCACAAACAACCAUCGCUUGUGUCACAGACAACGCAAGCAACAUGGACAUUGCAGUGAGAGAGAGCGGUCUCCAUCCUCACAUCAAGUGCUUGGCGCACGUUGUGAAUCUGGCCAGUAAGCGAGGCUUGGCUGUAUCCCGCGUCGCGCGCCUUCUUGGCCGUGUGCGAAGAGUAUCUACAUUCUUUCACAAGAGCACCACGGCCACCGCCGUCCUGGCCAACAAGCAAACCCAGUUGGAGCUGCCUCGGCAUAAGCUCAUCACCGAUGUCCAGACCAGGUGGAAUAGCACGUACGAAAUGCUUGCGCGCUACCUGGAACAACAAGCAGCUGUUUCAGCAGCGCUCAGCAGCCCAGAAAUCCGAAGGAAUGCCAGAGAAAUCGACACCCUGGAUAACACUGAUAUAUCAGAUGUAGAAGACAUAGUGAAACUGCUUAAGCCACUGAAGACAGCCACAACAGUUGUCUGUGAUGAAAAAGAGCCCACUGUUUCACUUAUAAUGCCACUGAAGUACAUGAUCGAGCAAAGCAUGUCACCAGACGAAAAUGACACACAGACCAUCGCCAACAUGAAAAGCGCAAUCCUACGCGACAUCUCGGACCGGUAUUCUGGGGACUGUAAUGAUAUGCUGCAGGAGUGCGCAGCGCUUGACCCACGAUUCCGAAGCCUGUCCCAUCUGAAUAAUGAACAACGCGAGUCCGUCUAUGCCCGGAUACGUGAAAAAGCUGCAGGACCUCAUUUGCCACGCAACCAGACCAGUGACACUGAUGAAAGAACAACGAGGGCCAGUGCUUCAACACCAGGAGCAGCAGAGCAGGCCAUGGUCGAGGUUGAGACGGCACAGGGAGCAGAGCCAGUAGAAGGAGAAAGGCAGAUGCAGGAUGUGACACAGCCUCCCCCACCAAAGAAGACAGCGCUAGAAGAUCUCCUUGGGAGCUCCUACACUACUCUUGAGCCAGUGCAGUCCAGCAGAGGGAUUGAAAUGGAGAUAGUCGCCUACAGAAAUGGGAUUCCUAUCCCACUCAACAGUAGUCCACUUGAGUGGUGGAAAGUUAAUGCAUAUGCUUACCCCAUACUUGCCCCCCUUGCCAAAGCCUACCUUUGCAUUCCUGCUACGUCAGUGCCCAGUGAACGGGUCUUUUCGACGGCAGGAGACAUUGUGUGUGCUCAAAGAUCACUAAUUACACCAGAACAUGUCGAUAUGUUAGUUUUUCUGAAGAAGAACCAGUCCUAGGCCAGGGCCAUGACUUAAAAGAGGCUGAGCUAACGUAAUGUAGGGUUAAGUGUUCUUGUUUGUGUUUGAAAGGUUGGGCCGUGUGUUUCCUAGUGUGCAACUAAAACAAAAAUAAAUACGUUGUAAUUAC